Messenger RNA from Sinocyclocheilus grahami, 413 nucleotides. Its product is annotated as ATP synthase F(0) complex subunit B1, mitochondrial-like. Lineage: Eukaryota; Metazoa; Chordata; Actinopteri; Cypriniformes; Cyprinidae. The coding region runs from base 99 to 398 and encodes 99 amino acids. The transcript has 3 exons. Gene Ontology annotation, biological process: proton motive force-driven ATP synthesis. The record is from RefSeq and is a predicted model, not a curated record. Gene Ontology annotation, molecular function: proton-transporting ATP synthase activity, rotational mechanism.
GAACAUCUCGCGAUAUCUGAGGCGAGAGUUCCUCAUCCUUGGUCUAGAAGGGCACAGAAACGUUUUGUCCAGGGAUCCUGACAUUGACCUGUUAAAACAUGUUGUCGAGACUGGUGCUCGUUUCAGGUCAUACCCUGAAAAACAGCGGGUCCUUUGGCGCUUGCUUGGUUCAGGCCUCUCGUUCCUUUCACCAGUCCUCCCAGAGUCUUGCACCAGUUCCCCCUCUGCCCGAGAAGGGAGGAAAGGUCCGACAUGGCAUCUUCCCAGAGGAGCUUUUCACACUGCUGUAUCCCAAAACCGGUGUGACAGGUGGGAUUGUCAGCAUUAUUGCCUCCUUUCUUAGCGUUUCCCUGUUAUCCAGAUUCCUGUUUGUCUUUUUAAAAGUUCACUCCAAGUAGAAAUUCUCGAAGAAU